CUGCAGCUACCAAGAAUACCAACGCUUACGUAUUACCGCUCGUGUGCAGCUCUCGUCAACCCAAACAAGGCACUUCACCAGCAAAAAUGGAGAGCUCAGCGCAGGCGCGCCUGGCGGUCCUGUCUCGCCAGUUCGCACCCGUAGCGGAGGGCAUGCAGUCACUCUCGCUGCAGACCUGCUCCGCUGGUGACUCUGCCGCCUACGAGCGUCGCAACACCGCCGAUGACGACGUCGUCAUUGUGGCCUCUCUGCGCACGCCGCUGACCAAGGCCAAGCGCGGCGGUCUGCGGGACACGGACGCGGCUGACCUGCUGUCCACUCUGUUCAAGGCGGUGCUGGAGCGCACCGGUGUGGAGCCGCAGGCGAUUGGCGACAUUGUGAUUGGCUCGGUGCUGGGCCCCUCGUCCCAGCGCGCCAACGAGUGCCGCAUCGCCUCGUUCUUUGCCGGCAUCCCGGAUGUGGUGCCCGUGCGCACCGUCAACAGGCAGUGCUCGUCAGGCCUGCAGGCCAUCGCUGACGUGGCCGCCGCCAUCAAGGCUGGCUUCUACACCGUCGGCCUGGCGGGCGGUGUGGAGACCAUGUCUUCCAACCCCAUGGCCUGGGAGGGCGGCAUCAACCCGCGCGUGGGCGACUUCCCCGGCGCCGCCAGCUGCAUGCUGCCCAUGGGCGUCACCAGCGAGAACGUGGCGGCCAAGUACGGCGUGGACCGCAAGACGCAGGACGAGUUCGCCGUGCGCUCGCACAAGAAGGCCGCCGCCGCGCGCGCCGCUGGCAAGUUCAAGGACGAGAUUGUGCCGGUGGCCACCAAGCUGGUGGACCCCAAGACAGGCGCCGAGACCAAGAUCACCAUCAGCGAGGACGAUGGCAUCCGCGGCAGCACCACCAUGGAGACGCUGGGCGCGCUCAAGGCUGUGUUCAAGAAGAACGGCACCACCACCGCCGGCAACUCGUCCCAGGUUACGGACGGCGCAGCGGUGGCGCUGAUGAUGACUCGCGCGGAGGCGACCCGCCGCGGCCUGCCCAUUCUGGGCGUGUUCCGCGCCUUUGCGGCGGUUGGCGUGGACCCCGCCAUCAUGGGCGUGGGGCCGGCCGUGGCCAUCCCGGCCGCCGUGGCGCGCGCCGGCCUGUCGCUGGACGACAUUGACGUGUUCGAGAUCAACGAGGCCUUCGCGUCGCAGGCCUUCUACUCGAUCACCAAGCUAGGCCUGGAUGAGGCCAAGGUGAACCCCAACGGCGGUGCCAUUGCGCUUGGCCACCCCCUGGGCGCCACGGGCGCGCGCUGCACCGCCACGCUGCUGCACGAGAUGCGCCGUCGCGGCCGCGCCGCGCGCUUCGGCGUCGUGUCGAUGUGCAUUGGCAGCGGCAUGGGCGCGGCGGCGGUGUUCGAGGCGGGCGGCGAGACGGACGCGCUGGCCACGGCGCGCGCCGUGGCGGGCCCGCAGCAGCUGCUGAGCAAGGACGCGGUCGUGUAAGGCGUCCGCUCGGGCAAUGGGGCGCGCAGUAGGCGUCGCGGGAGCAGGUUGCUGAGGUGCUGGGGCGCUGUACGAGGCGGCAGGCGUAUCAUCAGGCUUCGAGCUAGCGGCGGUGCGUUGGGCGUGCUGGAUCCCUUGCGGCGGGCUGUCGGGCUACACCGAACGGGCGGACCUUGUGCGGCGCGUGGGUUCUUUUAUGGUCGAGGUGUGUACCGUAGGCAGGUUUAGUGCACAAGUCAUUUUGGUUCCAGUGAGUGGAUUGUUCACAGGUUUUGCGGUAGUAUUUUUGGCAAGAUGGGUGCAGGGCCGUUGGUGCACCUUCAGGGGCACCAGACCCGCUAGCAGCCAUACAAUAAAACGACACUGCACAUUCUUUGGCGGUUCGAGGGUGUGACCCGGCGUCGGGUGCAAGGAACAUGGAGGCAGCAGUGAGGCAAUGGCCUGAUCCUGUGCUUUGCCGAAUCCGGCAUGCUAGCCAACAUUUGGCAGGCAGCCAAUAUUCGCGUGCACACACGGAUGCAUGUGUCUCCGUGCGAUGUGUCUCUUCGGCGUGUGGGGACGCCGCGUUGGCGAGAGCCACAGAUGGCCUACCAUGGGGGCAUGUCGCACCCGUGGAGGGCACUGUAAGUGCAUGCAUGG
Molecule: messenger RNA, 2111 nt
Organism: Chlamydomonas reinhardtii
Lineage: Eukaryota; Viridiplantae; Chlorophyta; Chlorophyceae; Chlamydomonadales; Chlamydomonadaceae
Exons: 10
Coding region: 87-1472 (461 amino acids)
Biological process (GO): phenylacetate catabolic process; fatty acid beta-oxidation
Cellular component (GO): peroxisome
Molecular function (GO): acetyl-CoA C-acyltransferase activity
Source: RefSeq, a predicted model, not a curated record